GAGAGUUUCUUCUGACCAGCCUUCCUCUCUCGCCGUUAUCGAACAUGAAAUUUUUUGAACCCACAAUUCUCUACACAUCAUGGACUCUCUCGAAACCUCGUUGGAUGAUCAAAUCAACGGCGAAGAUUCAACCGUAAAUGUUUACGAACUGUCUGAUGAUCUUCGCGCAUUGGAGAUAAGAAAUGAAUCUCUUCUCGCCGAGGUCGAAGCUCUUCGCGAAUCGAAUCAGAUUCUUCACUCAAAAUUGACGGAGAAAGAGGAAAGUUUGAUUGUACUCCAACAGCAAAAAGAUGAAGCUCUGAAGCACAAUAUUGAUAUUUCAAAGGAUAUAGAAUUGGUCUCGAGCCAAAGAGACUCUCUUCGCGAUGAGCUUCAUGAACUUGAGGUCUCUUCGAGGGAGCGUGAAGGGGAGCUAUUGAGAGAGAAAGAAGGAAUUAGGAGUGAGCUUGAAGUUUCCACGGAGAGAAUUAACGAGUUAUUGGAGGAGAAAAAUGAAAAUAUUAGGGUUUUUUCUGAGAACUUCGAGGUCGUAAAAUCAGUCAGGGAGUGUUUGGUUGGGGUAAUUGAGAAGCUGGAUGAAGAAAAAGUAGGAAAGGACAGCAAAGAAAAUGAAGAAUUGAGAGAUGAAUUGGAAUUAAAUGAUGAAUUUGGGGCUUUCUUGGUGGAACUAAAGGGGAUUUCGAAGCUAGUGAGUGCGGUUGAGUUGAAGUUGAGUGAGUAUCAGGAGACGUGGAAGAAGGAGAAAAGGGAAUUGGAUAAUAGUGUGGUGAGUUUAACGGAGGAGAAUCGAGACAUCAAUAGUUUGCUUAGGAUUGCUUUGGUGGAAAAAGAGGCGGUGGAGAAGAGUUUGAAUAAACUUAAAGGGAACAAUGAACAGAAGAAAGUGGCGAUUUUGCAGAUUGCGGAAAGAGGGUUGCAGAGAGUUGGAUUUGGAUUCAUGAUGGGGGCUGGAGCUAAUGAACCGUCAUCGGAUAAUUCGGUUGAUGAUAUGGGUGGUAAACCAGAUGGAAGCGAAUGUGAAGAGGAGGUUGUUAGUCUGGCCUCAACAGUGGAGCGGAUAAUGAAGAACCUGCGACUUGAAAUUACCCAAUUGAGAAGGUCUUUGGAGGAGACUAGGUACUAUCAACUGCAUUGAUUGCAUUUUUUGCUCUCAUGAUUGUACGUGCACGUGAAUAUAUUUGGCGCAUUAUAAUUUGUGAUAGUGUAGGUGAAAGACUCAAGGAUAUACACAAUUGGAACUGAGAAAGGAGUAAGAGAGAUAAAGUUGGAAAUUGUCUCUUCACCUUUCUUUCCUAUUUUCUAGUGAAAUAAUUUUUUGAGUAGGUACAUUGGACCUUGAAGGUCACAGUAAUCCAGGUAUUUAACAGGAUCGUAACAAGUUUGCCAACAGUAAGACUUGAACAAUAUUUGUCUUAUUGGUUAGACAAAACUCAUGUGGCCAUAGUAAAUGUGCAGUAUUGGAAGCCUUCCUUAUUGUAUCAAGAAUCUAUAGGGAUCCUUUUCCUAUCUUGUGUGAUCUUCCUCAAUUGAAUUGACGAUAUUAG
Ilex paraguariensis (yerba mate) is the source of this 1544-nucleotide messenger RNA. NCBI's taxonomy places the organism in Eukaryota, Viridiplantae, Streptophyta, Magnoliopsida, Aquifoliales, Aquifoliaceae. The record is from the annotation of a GenBank genome assembly.